GUUGCUUUCAGUUUAGACUCGCAUUCAGUGAAUGUUACCGAUCACUCGAAUGACUUUAACACAUUCACUAAACAUUGCAUGCUGUAAAAUGAAACUUUAUUUGCCACUCUGUUGCUUAAACAUUAUUCGAAUACAUCCCGAAUCACUUGGUUCAAACUGUACAUUUGGAUGUAAACAGUGUUUACAAUGUGUGGUGGUUUACUCUGUUGUUUGUGACCUUUCUGUUCCAUUCUGGUUUGAGUGUAUCAGUGGCAUCUGUGUGUUGACAGGAGAUGUUGGAAGCCUCAGGCAACGUGAUGGUACAGACAAGAGUUUAAGGGACAGGACGUCAGUUCUAAGAAAGAGCGCGGUGUACACGGUCUCACCAAUGCCGCCUCCAACAGUGCUUCCAAAAACAAAAUUCCAGUGUCCAUUGAAGAUUUCAGCUGGAAACAUCAUGGAAAAGGAGGUAACCGUGAAAAAUAUAAGUCGAGGGAGGACUACUGGCGUGUCAAAAUACUACAGACAUUCUGACAAAAGUGCCACCAAAGCUACACCAGGUUCUUCUCCACCUAAACAUCUCAUAGAAGAUCACGUUAACCCUGAAUGUUCAGACUUUGAAGCCAAACAAAGAGACGGUGUCUUUGAUCAGGUGUCCUCUCAGGACACCGGUUGGCCUGAUUGGUCGGGUUGGUGGUCAGAGGAGGUCAAAGGGGAGGGAGGGUUUGAAAAGCAAGAGACCAGCACAGAAGUUGAACACCCACAGAUGCCAUCAGAAACCAGCAAGAGUGAAAGUCUUCUCCAAAAUCACAAAGAUACUCAAUGGCAGGAGAACUUCACAGAUGAACAGAUGCAGAACGUGGAGAAGGAUGGAAACAAACAAGAGGAGAUUAAAGAGCUGAAACUCUAUAAGAUAGCUAAUGAACUUCUGCAGACGGAGAGGGCGUAUGUAGCCCGUCUACAUUUACUGGACCAGGUGUUUUGUGCUAAAUUGGCAGAGGAUGCUGGGAAGGGAACAUAUCCGCUAGAUGUUGUGAAGGGCAUCUUCUCUAAUGUGGGAUCCAUCUAUACCUUUCACAAAGACUUUCUUCUGCCUGACCUGGAGACACGGAUGAGCCAGUGGGAAUCCACACCCCGUAUUGGGGACAUCUUAGCACAGCUUGCGCCCUUUCUGAGGAUGUACGCCGAGUAUGUGAAAAACUUUGACAACGCAAUGGAUCUACUAAAGCAGUGGACGGAGCGGUCAGCGCAGUUUAGCGCCAUCAUUCAGGACAUACAGAGUCUGGAGUUCUGUGGAAAUCUCACUCUUCAGCAUCAUAUGUUAGAGCCGGUGCAGCGGGUUCCUCGAUAUGAGAUGCUGCUCAAAGAUUAUUUGAAAAAACUCCCAGAGGAUGACACGGACCGCAGCCAGGCCGAAAAGUCUCUGAACAUCAUCUCAAUGGCUGCAACUCACUCCAACAUGGCCAUCCGCAAGAUGGAGAACUUGAAGAAACUGAUGGAGAUCUAUGAGAUGUUGGGAGGAGAGGAGGACAUUGUGAACCCCUCAAACGAGCUCAUCAAGGAAGGACAGAUCUUAAAGCUCGCAGCUAGAAACACGUCAUCCAUGGAGAGAUAUCUCUUCCUGUUUAACAACAUGCUGUUAUACUGCGUGCCCAAGUUCAGUCUGGUGGGUCAGAGGUUCACUGUGCGCACACGAGUGGGUGUUGAGGGCAUGAAGGUACUCGAGACUUCCAAUGAUGACUAUCCUCACACUUUCCAGGUGUCAGGCAAAGAGCGUACACUGGAGCUGCAGGCCAGCUCAGAGCAAGACAAAGAGGACUGGAUCAAGGCAUUCCAAGAGACCAUUGACAUUUUUCAGCAGAAGAAUGAAACGUUCAAAUCGGCAUCUAAAGACGUUCUGGAUGAGGUGUCUAAAGAGGAGUUGGGAAAGAGAGCUCCGCGUUGGAUUCGGGAUAACGAGGUGACUAUGUGCAUGAAAUGCAAGGAGCAUUUCAACGCUUUGACUCGCAGGAGACACCACUGUAGGGCAUGUGGAUAUGUUGUGUGCUAUAAAUGUUCAGACUACAAGGCGUUGCUGAGGUACGAUAGUAACAGAUUAAAUAAAGUGUGUAAGGACUGUUACUUCAUACUGACUGGCAGAACAGGCACUGAGGAACCAGCAGGGGGCAAGAAAAAAGGAAUCCUUGAGAUUGAAGCUGCGCAGGUCUCGGGGAACAGUUUUAUGUGUGGCUUCCUGCAGUACAGUGACAGAAUCAAACCAUGUCAGAGGGUCUGGUGUGUGAUUCCACAGCAUGAUUCAUUGGUUCUUUACCUGUAUGGAGCUCCACAGGUUAGAACAUCUGCUACUUUCAUCUUCCCCGCAGGCUACAAAGAGACCAUAGUGAAGUCUGUUAUCAACCAAGCUCUACCCAGUGACACAAAGAGACUAUUCUAUAUGAAAGAGGCAGUGACAACCACAAGAGAGCUGAGAAUUGGAUGUAACUCAAUGAGAGCUUCGUGCAACUUCCUCUUCUUGGCGUUAUUCCGAACAGUGAUCCUUUGGAAGGUAAUCCUGUCCUAGAACACCAAGAAAAAAGGUCUCUGGAUUGUCCAAAACCAAAGCUUUUUGGUGUUCCCAAGACAUGAACACUACCCAUGUGACUUCAAGUAUUUUUAAAAGCAUUUUCAAGCUUGUUUUACAAAGGUAGAUGCACUUGCCAGACACUAUAGAGCUCCGAGUGAGGCAGCAAUGAUUGUUGCCACCCAUGGUGUGUUGUACAUCAGGGCGAGCUCUCCAAAACUACCAUGGUUUUUGUAGACCCCAACAACUGUCUCUUUUCCAUCUACAGUAAUGAGGAUAAGGCAAAACUUUAAAGGUUAUCACCCUGUUUCAUAACACGCUCGCCCUUUUUCACAACCUUCUCAAACAUGGCGCCUGGGUAGCUCAGCGAGUAUUGACGCUGACUACCACCCCUGGAGUCCUGAGUCGAAUCCAGGGCUUGCUGAGUGACUCCAGCCAGGUCUCCUAAGCAACCAAAUUGGCCCGAUUGCUAGGGAGGGUCUCUACCCUCACAUGGGGUAACCUCCUUGUGGUCGCUAUUAAGUGGUUCUCGCUCUCAAUGGGGCGUGUGGUAAGUUGUGCGUGGAUUGCGGAAUUUAGCAUGAGCCUCCACAUGCUGUGAGUCUCUGCGGUGUCAUGCACAGCGAGCCACGUGAUAAGAUGCGUGGAUUGACGGUCUCAGAAGCGGAUGCAACUGAGACUUGUCCUCCACCACCCGGAUUGAGGUGAGUGACCGUGCCACCACGAGGACCUACUAAGUAGUGGGAAUUGGGCAUUCCAAAUUGGGGAGAAAAGAGGAUAAUAAAUAAAUAAAUAAAUAAAACUUAAAUGCAUAGGUUUUUCACCAAACAUUAUUACAUACGUGGGUCUUAAGUGACCUGAUGUCACAAAUGGAUCUACAAAAUGCACAGACAGAGUCAAAUUUUCAAAACAUUUUCAAGACAAUUAGAAAAUAAUAGAACAGAAUAUAUUUUGAUGAUUUAUUUUUCAUAUAUCGAAGAGAUGAAGCAAAAUAUAAAGAACAGGAUUUAUUACUUCCAAACUGAAUUUUCAUGAGACGCAACUGGCUGUCAAACACAUAUUGAGGUACACAUCAGCUACAAAUAUGUAUUUUCUCACAUAAUUUGAGUAGUACACACAAAUGACAAUAGACAGAUCAUACUGUUCAUGUGUUACACUUGCUAUAGUUUACUUACAUGUUGCUUCGUCAAAUAGCAAUGUCAAAUGUAAAUCAAGACAAACACUGAAACAUCUGCUCAACUUUGAGUAAGAAAUAGCAUGCAUAAUAUGUAUGUGUACAUGCAUAUGGAAUACUGAUAAUUCACCAUUGCCACAUAGAAAAUCAACUUGAUAAAGUAGUCAUUUGUAUGAAUGCAUGCUGAAUUAUUGUAUUAUGUGUAUUAAAAUGUUUAGAUUUGAUUUAUGGGCUGUUUAGACUGCUUAUAUAUACACCGAUCAGUCACAACAUUAAAACCACCUGCCUAAUAUUUUGUAGGUCCCCCUCGUGCCGCCAAAACAGCGCCAAUCCGCAUCUCAGAAUAGCAUUCUUAGAUGAUAUUUUUCUCACCACAAUUGUACAGAGUGGUUAUCUGAGUUACCGUAGACUCUGUCAUUUCGAAUCAGUCUGGCCAUUCUCUGUUGACCUCUCUCAUCAACAAGGCGUUUCCGUCCACAGAACUGCCGCUCACUGAAUGUUUUUUGUUUUUGGCACCAUUCAGAGUAAAUUCUAGAGAGUGUUGUGAGUGAAAAUCCCAGAAGAUCAGCAGUUACAGAAAUACUCAAACCAGCCCAUCUGGCACCAACAAUCAUGCCACGGUCCAAAUCACAGAGAUCACAUUUUUCCCCCAUUCUGAUGGUUGAUGUGAACAUUAACUGAAGCUCCUGACCCAUAUCUGCAUGAUUUUAUGAACUGCACUGCUGCCACACAAUUGGCUGAUUAGAUCAUCGCAUGGAUGUUUGAGUAUUUCUGUAACUGCUGACCUCCUGGGAUUUUUAAGCUAGUAUGGGCCUUAUUUGACCCGACCAAAAAAUCAGUAAAAUAAGACGAAUGAAUUGAAGCUGCUAUAGCGAGUAGCCCCCUCUGCUGGUAAAAAUAAAUAGCACACGGUAGGCAUUGCUGCUCGGGCUAAGUUUCCUGCCAUGUAAUAUGAUUCACUAUGUGGGCUGUUUUGAACGCUCUGGGAAAACGGGGACGUCUGGUCACCCCAUUUUAUCCCUUGUGCAUCAAUAAAAAAAGUUACUCAGAGGUCCUUCGAGGACAAAAAUGUCCACGUUAAAAAACUGCCAUAAUAAUAUUAUAUAUUAAUAUUAUUUUCCACUUUCAGUUAGUUAAUUUUUUUAACCAACAUCAGUCCUGAUCAUAACUAUUAAAUAUUCAUUCAUUUUCAGGAUUUUAACCCUUUAAAUGCCAGUUUGUUUAUAUAAUGCCACUGUUGUUUUUUAUGAAAAAAAAUAAUAAAGUUAUUUAUUUGAUUAUCACAGUCUGGGAUAUGUCAAUGAUUAGCAACAACAUUGAUCUGAUGCAUUAUUAUUUUUUGUGCAGUGUCAGAUUUAAAAAAAACAAACACUCAGGACCUUAGAGGACAAAAAAGUUUGUGUCAAAAAACUGCCAUAAAAACAUUACAUAUUAAUAUUAUUUUCCACUUUCACUGACUUAGAUUUUUUUAACUAACAUCAGUCCUGAUCAUAACUACCAAAUAUUCAUUUUCAGGAC
Messenger RNA from Myxocyprinus asiaticus (Chinese sucker), 5231 nucleotides. RefSeq names its product FYVE, RhoGEF and PH domain-containing protein 4-like. The transcript has 16 exons. Gene Ontology annotation, molecular function: guanyl-nucleotide exchange factor activity; metal ion binding. NCBI's taxonomy places the organism in Eukaryota, Metazoa, Chordata, Actinopteri, Cypriniformes, Catostomidae. Gene Ontology annotation, cellular component: cytoplasm. Bases 32 to 2539 code for a protein of 835 amino acids. Gene Ontology annotation, biological process: filopodium assembly; cytoskeleton organization. The record is from RefSeq and is a predicted model, not a curated record.